GUCCGUCCGUGCAUCCGUCCAUCCAUCAUUUUUACAGAGCGACAACUCAGCUUUAGACCGGAAUUAGGACCAGGUACAAAGGAUGGUCUCAUUCUCGCAUCUGCUUCUCGCUUAGGUAUCGUGGUCCGGUCGGCGGUGUGGUUAGGCUUCCCUGAUUUCGUUCAGAACGUCUCCCCCGAGAAUAGGACGGACAUUUGGCCUGCGGCCUUCUGCGUGGGGAGCGCCGUGUGGAUCCAGCUGCUGUACAGCACCUGCUUCUGGUGGCUGUUUUGCUACGCGAUGGACGCCUACCUGGUGAUCCGGAGGUCCUCGGGACUGAGCAUCAUCGCGCUCUACCACGGCAUGGCCUGGGGCCUGGGCCUGCUGCUCGGCGCCGAGGGACUGCUCAUGCUGUACCACCCGGCCCUGUCCAGGUGUGAGAGGGGCCUGGAGCACGCCAUCCCCCACUACGUCACCACGUACCUGCCGCUGCUGCUCGUCCUGGUGGCCAACCCCAUCCUCUUCCGAAAGACAGUGACGGCAGUGGCCUCGUUACUGAAAGGGAGGCAAGGCGUCUACACGGAGAAGGAGAGACGGAUGGGAGCCCUGAUCAAGACCCGCUUUUUCAAAAUCAUGCUGGUGUUCGUGGUCUGCUGGCUGCCCAACGUCGUCAACGAAGGCCUCCUGUUCUACCUGGAGGUGCAGCCGGACAUCAGCACGGGCGCUCUGAAACGCGCCCGCAGCGCGGCCAGGGCCACGUGGUUCAUCAUGGGCGUCCUGAACCCCGCCCAGGGGUUCCUCCUGUCCCUGGCCUUCUACGGCUGGACCGGGUGCCGCCUGGACUUCCAGCCGCCCAGGAAGGAGCUCCAGUGGGAGCCCGUGACCAGCUCAGCCGCCUGCGCGCCCCGUGGCAGCCCGGCCCCCAGGAAGGCGGCGCGGGCCGGCGGGCACACCUCGGACGAGGCCCUGAGCAUGCUGUCUGGGGGUUCCGAUGCCAGCACAAUCGAAAUCCACAUUGCAAGUGGGUCCCGCCAAAGGAACGAUGUUGAAUCUGUUCCAAAAGUCCAGGGAGACCUGUGAGAGGGACGUGGCAGGGUCCCAACCCAAUACCCUCCCACUCCGCAUCGCUCAUUAUUCAGAAUUGUGUUCUCGCCUUCCCAUCUCCGCUCUGUCAGGGAGUAUAGCGUCCCCCAAUCUCACUCUCUUUGUGAAAAGAGAGAUGACCCAUGAACGUGCACUUGGGAAUGGAAGACUUCUUUCUAGAACAGUGAUUUUCAACCAGGGCGCCACAAGAAUUUUUAACACAUGCAACACCUGACUAUUUAGUCAGGGGCACUGACCUCUCUUCCCUUAGACUGUCAAAUAAAAAAAUGACAGCCAGCACAAUAGCCACUCAGUGUGCAUGAAUUGAAAUUAUACCUGUUUUUAUUUGUCAGAUCUGCAAAAAAUAUAUUCUUUGGUGUGCUGUAGAACUUUAGUAAUUAGUUUAGUGCCACGAGAUGAAAAAGGUUGAAAAUUGCUGCUGUAGACCAAAUGCUCAGCAGCUUCUGUAGACGCUGUAAUGUAAUGCCAGGUCCAAAUCCCUGGGAAAGUUAAUAAAGUUGUUGUAACCAA
This is a messenger RNA of Miniopterus natalensis, 1593 nucleotides long. Lineage: Eukaryota; Metazoa; Chordata; Mammalia; Chiroptera; Miniopteridae. The record is from RefSeq and is a predicted model, not a curated record.